AUGGCAGAUGUAGAAUUUAGUUUGAAAGAUAGUGGGAUACUUCUUCCGAACGUCCGAAAACAAGGCAGGAUGAAUGUGUGCUAUGCAUAUAGCACGGGAGAAGCCGUAUCGGCUCUAUUUGCAAAAGAAUUCAGUGAACCUCCUGUUGAACUCUCUAUACAACAAAUCGCAGAUCUAUUGCCAAUAAACUUUAAUUACGAAAAUAGACUUCACAGAACAGAUGAAGUCGGGUGUUAUUUUGGUUCGCAUGUUGAUGCUCUUCUAUACGCAAGAGACUUUGGUUUGUUCAAAGAAUGUGACUAUCCCAGAAGAGGGAGUAGAAAUAAAGAUGAUAUCCCUCCUAUCCCUGAUAAACCGAGAUAUCGAAUUGGACAUGCCAAUCGUGUGUGUAUUGCUGGGGAUCCACAUAGGAAGGAUUCUGAGAGAUUAGUCACUGCAGAAGAGAUUAAUCGAGUGUUGGCAUACCAACCUAUGGUUGGUGCAAUCGAUAUCUAUGACAGUUUCGCCAACUUCAAGGGAGAUGGUGUCUAUAUGGGACGCAUUGCUAAGGAAAGGAAUCAAGGUGGACAUUCUAUUCUCAUAAUAGGAUGGGGCAUUAAGGAUGGAAUAGAAUACUACUUGAUUAAGAACACAUGGGGUGAGAACUGGGGGGACGGAGGAUAUGCUAAAGUAAGAAGGGACUUAGUAUACAUGUUGACUUAUCCUGAAGGCGUUGAUAAAGUUGGUAACCAUUAUGAGGAUUAUAACAGCAGUGAAACCAAAAAGGAGAAGGGAAAAUGUGCUCCUGGCAGCAGUGAAACCAAAAAGGAGAAGGGGAAAGGUGCUCCUAGCAGUGGUGGAUCCAGAAAAGGGAAGGAGAAAGCCCGAUAG
Nicotiana tabacum (common tobacco) is the source of this 870-nucleotide messenger RNA. RefSeq lists its product as uncharacterized. The record is from RefSeq and is a predicted model, not a curated record. Gene Ontology annotation, molecular function: cysteine-type peptidase activity. Lineage: Eukaryota; Viridiplantae; Streptophyta; Magnoliopsida; Solanales; Solanaceae. Gene Ontology annotation, biological process: proteolysis.